Molecule: messenger RNA, 2689 nt
Organism: Dendronephthya gigantea
Lineage: Eukaryota; Metazoa; Cnidaria; Anthozoa; Malacalcyonacea; Nephtheidae
Product: transcription factor Sp5-like
Exons: 2
Coding region: 1098-2111 (337 amino acids)
Biological process (GO): regulation of transcription by RNA polymerase II
Molecular function (GO): DNA-binding transcription factor activity, RNA polymerase II-specific; RNA polymerase II cis-regulatory region sequence-specific DNA binding
Source: RefSeq, a predicted model, not a curated record
CAUAACAUUGCGAUUGUUCGAGACGAGACGGUCAAAUCUCGCUUUGCAUUAUAGCAGUCCCUCGCUAACUCGCGUCGUCGCGAAUUGAACUGUGCGACAAUUUUCGCGUGCGAUUCUUAUUCCCCCGGUUGAUUGACAGCGCUGUCUAUGCGUCAAGUAUUUGGGUUGGAUGGAAGGCGGUGCUUUUUAAUUAGUUUUUGUUGUCCUUGGCUUGCCCCUGACUGGCUUAACUUUGCUAGACACGAGUAUUCCUUCUGGCCUCUUACGGUAAUACGAUUUGCCUCGCAAAACCCAAAGCUAUACCAUAAUCACUAAACACUGCGACACUUCAUGUCCCCUUCGUUUGUCGGUGCCUUAAAGGAAACCAAGUGUUGUCUAUAUUUUGCUUUCAAAAACCGCGAUAAAUACGCGAUGUUUUUUACGCUAGGCUUUAAGGUUACGGGCGGCGAGAUGAAAGCGUACGCUCACUGUAGUGUUUUUCGUAUUGACGCUGAAAAUGCCCAACAUUAGCCUCAUAAUUGUUUGGUUUUUGUUAGUAACACAAAGCUGAUUUGACAGAAGUCUUUCUUAUUCUAAUGGGCGGUGUCUUUUGGUCUUUGAUGACAGCCCCCUCAAACGAGUGUUGAGCAUGGGGCGGCGAAUGCAAGACAGGCAUAAUGGACAUGCGAAUGGCCACAAAAUCUUAGCGUGUGCCCUGUUUACACUCUCGCAGCCAAUGAACGCGCGGCGGCACAGCGCGCGGCACUUUGAUGUAUAGAAUCCAAUUAUAAAAUGGCCUCUCAUUUGCUGCGUGUCAUUAGUUCACCGCCUUUCCGACCGCCUAAGUCAUCAUAUCAUAAUGGGCCUUUAUUUGCGAUAACAACAUAUUUUACUAAGCACCACUCAACUGAAGGCACCACCUACACUUAUUAAUUGCAUGGCGGUAUCCUUUGAACAAUUAUGAUUGUCUGCUUUUGAACAGCUGAAAGUGGCUGCGCCUAGGAAUAUUUAUAUCAUUACACUUGUGUGAUUCGCCGCGACAGGACGGACGCUAAAAUACUCCGUGGGUAAAACAUACUCAAAGUAAAAAUUCUACUUCGUGAAAGAAACUAACGGACAUGGCUGCAGUAAUGCUCCCUCGCAGGGAUCUCAUGCCAAUACCUCAUGACUACUCAAAACCAUCACCUUUAGCGAUGCUGGCAGCAACGUGUAGCAGAAUAGGCCAGACGCCUGGUAUACCGCAGCCAACGACGGAUUGCCCGACUCGUAGUAAGCUGAUAUCGCCGUAUUAUGGGGAGCAAUUUUUCCUACAGCCAACAGCGACCGUGACGCCGCAUUAUGGCUAUCUGGAACGAAACCUUCCAUUAACCCCGCCACCAGAGGGCCAUUGUAAUCCGUUUAGCGACUACCACAGUAAGACUUUAAUGGCUCCAACAUUUCCACUGGCAUCGACACAGCGUAAUUCCACCGGCCUACCUUAUUUCGCGAAUCAUCCGUGCGCGCCUAACCCGAUGGCGAGCAUUACCCCCCAUCCUUACGGCAAACCCGAAUGCAAAGCCGUAUCUUGGUGGAGCGUUGAAACGACCAAAACCCUCACAGUUCCUCACGUCCCUCACAACACAAUCCCAAGCUGGUCUUGUGCUUCGACGCCAGUUUCAUCCUGUGUCACAUCAAUCCCUGCGCUUGCCAUAAGUUCAACGCAAGUUCCUGGGACCAGACGAUGCAGACGUUGUCGUUGCCCGAACUGUCAAAUGUCUACGAACACCGGUACCCCGAACAAGCGCAAGGAACAUAUCUGUCACAUUCCCGGCUGCGGGAAAGUCUACGGCAAAACCUCGCACCUGAAGGCACAUUUGCGCUGGCAUACGGGAGAAAGACCCUUCGUAUGCCACUGGCUGUUCUGUGGGAAAAGUUUCACCCGGUCCGACGAACUACAAAGGCAUUUAAGGACUCACACGGGCGAGAAAAGAUUUUCGUGUGCAGAAUGUGGCAAGCGAUUCAUGCGAAGUGAUCACUUGAGAAAGCAUCAAAAAACACAUCAGAAUAAAGUGAAAACCACGAAAUCAGAACUUCAAACCACAGAAAACUCUAGCACAAAAGACACUGCAACAAGGGAGUUGGUUAAGGAAUAGUCGCACUCAGUAUCACAGAGACGUGUGCAUGUCUCUGUACCAACUUCGCGGGUAGCUUCGCGUUCUUGUCGAGUAAGGAAAUCUGAAACAAUAAUAUUGAAAGCUAAUUUAAGAUAGAUUUACUUCAAAGUCAAAGGAUGUUUGAAAAUCUUUGUCUCUGAACAAAGUUUCUAGCCAUGUAUAAGAAUUACUUUAUGCAUGAAAUUUAGCCUUGUGGCAAUGGGGGUCUAUCAAAAAAGAUACAAACGCCUUAUCUCCUGAUAUUUUGUUUCUCGACUCUGCAGCGAGCAUGCCUAGGUCUCACGGUUUUACAAAGGCGCUGUGAAUAUCGCGCACUUUGAGGCUGGUCUGAAAGAACGCGAACGUACCAAACGAAAGAAAAUACAUUUACAAAACUAUAUAAUGCAAUUCGAUAUAUUCAUGUUAUGUAGCAGGCUAUUUAACAGAUUGUAUAUAAUUCGUACGCUAAUUGUUGUAUAUUCAUUUGCUCUAAAGGGUUUACACUCGAAAAAUUAUACAAAGAUUAUAUAAUAUUCGUUAAAAUAUAUAGAAAUUUCAAUAAAACACUUCUAUGUCAA